AGCACAAGGAGUGUCAGAUAUCACAGAGUUUUCUUCAGAAUCAGGUGACACACUGAAAUUCUGUUGUGAUUAUUCAUAAUCGAAACCCUCUGGCUGGAUUAAGAAAAAGACGCUGAAGUCCGAAACUCUUGAAGAUAGGAGGAUCUCCUUUUGAAUAAUAGAGAGAUGGAUGCGGGGCCAUUUAGCAGGAAACAGUGGGCAACACAGUCCUUACGGAUCACAGCCAAAGAGCUCUCACUGGUUGGGGGUCGUGGCAAAAACAAUGCCAUCACUGAGCGCUUUUCCAAAUAUCAGAAAGCCGCCGAGGAGGCGAGCGCAGACAAGAAAAAAUCGUCUGUUGAUAGUUUGUCGGUCCGAUCGGGAACCCUGAGUGCGCUGAAGAAACGCUGGGAACGACCGGCUCUGGAGAACUCUUCUCUUCAGCUGAGCGUGGCUCCUUCUGUUUCCCGCAAACCCAGCGUUCGACCAGAACCACCCGCUUCCUCAAGUAAACCCGUGCGACAGCCCAGCCUGAGCCAGGAGCCAACGUCCCAUGAGAGACCUGCCAAAACAAAGGCAGACGUGAAGACUGAACAAAAGAAGCGGGCAGAAGAGAAGGAAGAAAACGAGUCUGCAUCCGAUCCAUUUUCUCCAUCUUCCCCUUUGGAGAAACCAGUCUUGCCUCUCAAUAACCGCAAAAUGAUGUUUGAAAAGGCCAAAAGCAAGGAGCAAACAGAAGUGAACAGCACCUCAGAGGACAUAGACACACACAUGGCCAACAAAGGUCCUUCCAGUCUGAAGCGCAGCGCCUCUGUCAGGGACCGCAUGGCGAAAUAUCAGCUCGCGGUCAGCAGACAGGCUCCCGUUACUGUGCCACGCUCGGCAAAGCAGUCGGAAAGCGAGGACAGCGUUCCCGUCGUGGAUCAUAAGGAGAUCUCGCCUCCUGCUGGUGAUGGACAGACAGUGAAAACACUCCCUCCAUCAAAUUGUGCGAAGAUCAAUGGAGAGCAUGUACACACAGAGAGUCCCAGCACUGCACACCCUGCGUCAGAGAGCAAGGACCCUCCUAAAGUGCUCAGGAAAUUUAAUCUGCCUGUCCAGGAAAGAUGUGUGUGCUGCCAAAAGACUGUUUACCCGGUGGAAAAACUUAUUGCCAACCAGCAGAUUUACCAUAUAACUUGCUUCCGCUGUGCCUUCUGUAACACCAAACUCAGCUUGCUGUCUUAUGCUUCCCUGCAUGGCAGCAUCUACUGCAAACCUCACUUCAGUCAGCUCUUCAAAUCUAAGGGCAACUAUGAUGAGGGCUUCGGCCACCGACCGCACAAGGAAAUGUGGACACCACGAGCAAACGACGAGGGACCCGAGGGGAGUGAAAACUCAAAGCCCUCUGAGGCAGAGCCUGUGAACACCAAACAACCAAAAGUACAUGAUCAACCAAAAGUACAACCAAAGCCCAAAGCGGAGGAGUCACAACCAGCCAAAUACACUGACGUGACUGCAGCUCAAGAGACCAGGAGUCAUGUGACCAGCUCCACGGAAAAACCACACACCGCCUCUGUGGAAACCAGAAAACUGAGAGUUGCGUGGCCACCUCCUGCGGACAACGAUGGAAGCGCCAAAGUGUCCAGUCCAGUCGCUGAAGUCGGGAAGAAUCCAACCAAGCUUUUCCGAGCAAAGUGGCCUCCGGAGGAAGAAGCUCCACCAGCUCAGAAGAGCUCAGAGAGAGCAGAACUGAAAAGCCUGAGGCGAAGCUCGUCUCUCAGAGAGCGCAGCCGGCCCUUUUCUGUGGCUCCAAGCCUGACAUCAACCAAUAAACCACAGCAAGAGGUGCCCGCAGUCAGACGAGGCUCGCUGGAGGAGCUUCGCUCGCUGUCAAAGGCCAAAACUGAAGUCAAAAUCCCAGAUAAAGAGGUGAAAAUCCCAGAUAAAAAGACAAAGGACACCGACAGCCUAUUCAAAGAGGAUAUUCCUGUGAAAAUGGAGAGGAAGGAGAAGAUGCCCUCUUCCAUUCUCAAAGUGACACAACCAACCCAAAAAGAGGCUGCUCCCAAACAAACAAAUGAGGAGUCUCAGCCAAAACCAACAAAAAAAGAGCCAGAGGAAAUUCAUCCUAAACAAACUGAUCUACAACAAAGAAAUGAGGAGUCUCAGCCAAAACUAACAAAAGACGAGCCCGAGCUCCAACAGCAGAGGCCUUCGAGAGCUCGUGUGGAAGAAGAGGAGAAAACAUCCACGACUUCUCCUGAGCUCCAGGACACAUCCGUGGAAGAAAAAGCCCAUCGGAAGUCCCAGGACGUGGGCUUCUGGGACGGGGAGGAGGCCCUGACCGUGGAGGAGAUGAUCAAGAGGAAUCGCUACUAUGAUGAUGAAGAUGACGAUGAGGAGGAAGUGGCACUGGUUUGACAAUAUAUGUCAUUAAUCCCUUUCAACUUUUAUUCAGUCUGAAAAUAUAAAUGGUAGAGAUCUGAAAAACCAACAUAAUUAGAAAACAAGUACUUUAUUACAACCAAGUAAGUGUGUGUGUGUGUGUGUGUGUGUGUGUGUGUGUGUGUGUGUGUGGUACUGUACAUCUUUUUCUAUGGACCUCUUUCUUAUAAGAGCUCGAAAGUAUUUUUUUUUCCUUUAUAAAACAUAAAAGUAUGUUUUGUUUCGAUUGCUGUAUAAAAAUGACUUGUUUACGAAAAAGUUUUUAAAAAUCACUAUUAUUGUUUCUUGAUCUAAGAAUGUGUGUUGAUCCCAGUUAAUUAACAAAUCUAAAGAAUCAUAAUAUUCUCAGACAGUUAAUCAGUGAGCCAAACACAUUUUGAUUAGUCUUCUAGCCCAUAUCUCAAAGCGUUUUCCACUGUUUUAAAGAUUAUUGGACAAUUACACAAUAAACAUUACCAAAACUUUA
Molecule: messenger RNA, 2872 nt
Organism: Pimephales promelas (fathead minnow)
Lineage: Eukaryota; Metazoa; Chordata; Actinopteri; Cypriniformes; Leuciscidae
Gene: lima1b
Product: LIM domain and actin binding 1b
Source: RefSeq, a predicted model, not a curated record